Molecule: messenger RNA, 1061 nt
Organism: Bubalus bubalis (water buffalo)
Lineage: Eukaryota; Metazoa; Chordata; Mammalia; Artiodactyla; Bovidae
Gene: TREM2
Product: triggering receptor expressed on myeloid cells 2
Exons: 5
Coding region: 116-805 (229 amino acids)
Cellular component (GO): cell surface
Molecular function (GO): signaling receptor activity
Source: RefSeq, a predicted model, not a curated record
GCUCAACCUCCAGGAGCCAGUUCCUGUGGGCAGUGUCUGGGGAGCCUGACCCUUGUGAAAAGACGAGCUCUUGCACAAGGCACCCUGCGUCUGUCGUCCACAAGGGAAGGGUGACAUGGAGCCUGUCGUGCUGCUCAUCCUGCUCACUGUCACAGAGCUGUCCCGAGCGCACAACACCACGGUGUUCCAGGGCACGAUGGGCCGGUCCCUGCGGGUCUCCUGCCCCUACAACUCCUUGAAGCACUGGGGGAGACGCAAAGCCUGGUGCCGCCAGCUGGGUGAAGAAGGCCUGUGCCAGCAAGUGGUCAGCACCCACCCUUCGUGGCUGCUGUCCUUCCUGAAGAGGCGCAACGGGAGCACGGCCAUCACGGACGACGCCCUGGGGGGCACACUCACCAUCACGCUGCGGAAUCUUCAAACCCACGACGCUGGCCUCUACCAGUGCCAGAGCCUCCAUGGCAGCGAGGCUGACACCCUCAGGAAGGUCCUGGUGGAGGUGCUGGCUGACCCCCGUGAUUACCAGGACCCUGGAGACCUCUGGAUCCCUGAGGGGCCUGAGAGCUUCGAGAAUGCCCAGGUGGAGCACAGCAUCUCCAGGAGCCUUUCGGAAGAGAGCCCCUUCCCACCCACUUCCAUCCUCUUCCUCCUGGCCUGCAUCUUUCUCAGCAAGCUUCUAGCAGCCAGCGCCCUCUGGGCUGCAGCCUGGCAUGGGCAGAAACAAGGGCCACCCCAGGCCAGUGGACCGGACUGUGGCCACAACCCAGGUUACCAGCUCCAAACUCUGACAGAGCUGAGAGACAUAUGAGAGAGGAGGACCCUCAGUGGAGGAGAGGUUCAGGAGAGGUCUGCACGGAUCACCCCAGCCUGCUGCACACUCGCCCCUUGGCCGCCAAGUCUCCUGGCUCUGCUUUGGUAAAAGGCCAGUCUCCUCUACCUUUCUUCCUUUGGCCCGUGGAAGCGCAUGCACGUAUGUGUGCACACGCAUGCAUGUGCACGCAUGGGAGGUGGGAAGGAUACCUCCAACUUCUGGACAUUGGCCAUUAAACACUCUCACAAAUAAA